UUUUACCUGGAAAAACACACAAAAAGGGUGAAAAUACGAACAAACGCAGACAAAAAGACGAAUACGUACCUCAUAUUCGAAUAAACCCGCACAAGAAAUGGGUUUGGGCGACGAUAAGAAGAAGAAAUGCAUGAUAGCGGGUGGAAUCUCGGCCCUGCUCGUUGUCAUGGUGGUCUCGGUGGCAGUGGCCACGUCCAAGAACACCAGCGGUCCCAUCAAACACGGUGACUCGCAGAUCAAAACAACAACCAAGGCGGUCCAAGCCGUUUGUGAACCGACUGACUACAAAGAGACCUGUGUCCACAGCUUAAUGGCUGCAUCCCCCAACUCCACCCAACCGCUGGACCUCAUCAGGCUUGGCUUUAACCUGACCAUCAAUUCUAUCCACCAAGGCAUCAAGAAAGCCGCCCACGAGCUCAAAGCGAGAGCUGAGAAAGACCCAGAGACGAAAGGGGCUCUCGACCUUUGCCAGGAGCUGAUGAUUGAUGCCAUCGAUGACCUUAAAAAGUGCUUCGACAAAUUCGAUGGGUUCAACCUCAAUGAGGCAGAGGAGUUUGUUGAGGAUCUCAGGGUCUGGCUUAGUGGCUCCAUCGCAUUCCAGCAAACCUGCAUGGACACCUUCGAAGAAAUCAAGUCGGAUCUCGCACAGGAAAUGGCCAAGAUCUUUAAAACAUCCAAAGAGCUCACAAGCAAUGGCCUCGCCAUGGUUUCUGGCCUCUCUAUGCUUCUCCCACAGUUCAACAUCACAGGAGUCAGAGGUGACCUCGGAAGCUAUGCAAGAAAACUCCUUUCGACAGAGGACGGUUUCCCGACAUGGAUGAGACCGGAAGCGAGGAAGCUCAUGGCGGCUAAAGGGACAAAGGUGAAGCCCAACGCGGUGGUUGCCUUGGACGGAAGCGGCCAGUUCAAGAGCAUAAACGCUGCCUUAAAGACAGUGCCUAUGAAAAACAAGUUUCCCUUUGUCAUCUACAUCAAACAAGGUAUCUACAAAGAGAAAGUCGAUGUGACCAAGACCAUGAGCUAUGUCACCUUCAUCGGCGACGGACCCACCAAGACCCGUAUCACCGGAAACCUCAACUUCGGCAUGGGAAAGGUCAAGACCUACCAAACCGCCACCGUCGCUGUCAAUGGCGAGCACUUCACGGCGAAGGACAUCGGGUUCGAGAACACGGCCGGACCGAAGGGUCACCAGGCGGUGGCGCUGAGAGUCUCCGCCGAUUACGCCGUCUUCCACAACUGCCAGAUCGAUGGUUACGUCGACAGUUUCUACGCCAACUGCCAGAUCGAUGGUUACCAAGACACGCUCUACGCACACUCCCACCGACAAUUCUACCGCGACUGCACCAUCUCCGGCACAAUCGAUUACAUCUUCGGGGACGCGAAAUCGUUCUUCCAGAACUGCAACAUGGUCGUCCGGAAACCGAUGGGAGGCCAAUCGUGCAUGGUCACGGCUCAGGGACGAACCGACAAGCGCGAGACGACAGGGAUCGUGCUCCAUAACUGCAGAAUCACGGGAGACCCAGCGUACAUCCCAGUGAAGAAGACGAACAAAGCUUACCUGGGUCGUCCAUGGAAGCAGUUCUCGAGAACGAUCAUCAUGAGGACAACGAUCGAAGACAUCAUCGACCCAAAAGGCUGGCUCGAAUGGAACGGAAACUUCGCGCUCGACACAUUGGAGUACGCAGAGUUCGAGAACAAAGGACCCGGAUCGAAUCAAGCUACACGGGUCAAAUGGCCAGGGAUCAAGAAAUUCACUCCCAGACAGGCCGGAGAGUUCACCGCCGGGAAAUUCUUACAAGGCGGUACGUGGAUUCCACAGACACAGGUCCCUUACCUCGGCAACAUGUAGAAGCAUGAGAAGAGUUCCUGACGGAAAUUUUCCAUUUUAUUUUCUCCCUUAAUUUUUGGGUUUUAAAUUCAGUUGUUUUAAAAAAAAAUCGAAGAAAAAGAAAUUAAUGUUUU
Molecule: messenger RNA, 1962 nt
Organism: Tarenaya hassleriana
Lineage: Eukaryota; Viridiplantae; Streptophyta; Magnoliopsida; Brassicales; Cleomaceae
Product: probable pectinesterase/pectinesterase inhibitor 58
Exons: 3
Coding region: 98-1849 (583 amino acids)
Biological process (GO): cell wall modification
Molecular function (GO): pectinesterase inhibitor activity; pectinesterase activity
Source: RefSeq, a predicted model, not a curated record